AUGUCCCCAGGUGUUCCCAGGUGUAUCACAGUUGUCCCCCAGUUCCUGUCCCUGUGCGCCCCGCUGACCCGGGACCACCCCGAGGUGCUGCCGUUCCUCUCCUCGCGCCACCUGCGCGCCCGCCCCGACUUCCGCGGCUCGGCCGAGUUCCGGAACAUUCUGGGCCGGCUGCUGCGGCGCGUGCGGGGCCGGCGCCGCAAGGUUUACGUCUACAUCAACGAGCUCUGCACCGAGCUGAAGGCGCGGGCGCUGCGGCGCCGCCUCCCGCUUGCUCCCCUGGAGACUCCAUCCCAGCAUCCCAGCGCCUCCUCCCCCUCCUCCCGCCGCCCCCUCCCGUCUCCCCAGGAUCCCUCGGGGUCUCCGCCGGCGGCUCCGGGCGGUUCCCGGCGGCAGAUCCGUCACCUGGAGCACCUGCUGCGGGUGUACGCGGCCGAGAUCCGGCGGCUGCAGGAGCGGGAGCUGGACCUGGCCGAGCUGGACAGCGCCGACUCGCCGUACCUGCAGGAGAACCGGCUGAAGCGGCGCAUGAUGCGCAUCUUCCGCCGCCUGUGCCAGCUCAAGCGCUGCUCCAGCCUGACGGGCCGCGUGCUGGAGCAGCGCAUCCGCUUCCGCGGCACGCGCUACCCCGAGGUCAACCGCGGCAUCGAGCGCUUCAUCAACCGGCCCGACGCCUUCCCCGACUACUCGGACAUCCUGCGCGAGAUCCGCGGCGCCAGCGCGCGCCACGGGCUGGGGCUGGGCCGGCGGCAGAUGGAGAACAUGGCCCAGGAGGCCUUCCGGGAGGUGGGGAACCGGCUGCAGGAGAGGAGACACCUGGACCUGGUGUACAACUUUGGGAGUCACCUGACGGAUCACUAUCGGCCGGGGACGGACCCGGCGCUGUCGGAUCCCGAGCUGGCGCAGCGGCUGCGGCGGAACCGGCGCCUGGCCCUGGCGCGGCUGGACGACGUCAUCGCCCGCUUCGCGCAGCGCCAGGAGCGGAGCCAGGAGAUGGAGGAGAGCGGCAGGAAACGGGAACGCAGGAGAGCGGCCGGGAACAAGAGGAAGAAAGAGGAAGAGGAGGAGGAGGAAGAGGAAGACGAGGAUGAGGAGGAGGACGAGGACGAGGAUGAAGACGACGAGGAAGAGGAGGAAGAGGAAGAGGAAGGAGAAUCCUCCGAGGCCGAAGGGCGGGUGAAGGUGAAGGAGGAAGAGGAGACGGAGGAGGAAGAGGAAGAG
This is a messenger RNA of Pseudopodoces humilis (Tibetan ground-tit), 1218 nucleotides long. The record is from RefSeq and is a predicted model, not a curated record. Lineage: Eukaryota; Metazoa; Chordata; Aves; Passeriformes; Paridae.